This is a messenger RNA of Diuraphis noxia (Russian wheat aphid), 1368 nucleotides long. RefSeq lists its product as uncharacterized. NCBI's taxonomy places the organism in Eukaryota, Metazoa, Arthropoda, Insecta, Hemiptera, Aphididae. Gene Ontology annotation, cellular component: nuclear pore central transport channel; nuclear pore. The record is from RefSeq and is a predicted model, not a curated record. Gene Ontology annotation, molecular function: structural constituent of nuclear pore; phospholipid binding. Gene Ontology annotation, biological process: protein import into nucleus; RNA export from nucleus.
GUGAAUUUCGGACUUGAAGGAUUAUGCUUUAAUCGUAUAAACUCAAACUAAUUUACUUAACUUGUAACAUCUAAAUACCUUACUUAUCCAGCAUGAGUUUAAAUUUAGGUGCAACCAAAACCACAAAUCAGCCUUCAAUGUUUACAAUGACUGCACCUGCUAAUGCUUCGUGUGGUUCAACUCAAGCUUCAACAGCUUUCUCCUUAGGGAGAAAYACCCAAUCAACUUCCACUGGUUUUUCAUUAGGUGUUAAAAAUCAAUCAUCUACUGGUUAUUCACUGAGAACAUCAGCAUCUACUGGAUUCUCGUUAGGUCAAACUCAAGCAUCUAAUACUUUAUCAUUGAGAAUAAAUCAAACUUCAACUACUUUCUCUUUGAAUGCUACUCCGACUGUUUCUACUGGUUUCUCAUUUGCUAGUACCACCAAAACAUCUACUGGUGUCUCGUUAGUUACAACUCAAGCAUCUACUGCCUCACCACUGGUCACUACUCAAGUGUCAAAUGCUUUCUCAUUGGGAACAACUAAAGUAUCAACAAAUUUCUCAUUGGGUACAUCUCCAGCAGUUUCUUCAGGUUUCUCAUCAGGUAAAAAAAGCAGUCCUGGAUUUUCAUUGAGCUCUUCUCAAACAACCUCAGCCCAAGCUACUACAUUACAAACUACUGCAGCAAUUACUUCACAACCGCUAUCUGUCACAUCUCGAUCAGAUAGUCAAUUCAGCACAAUUCAACCAAAUAAUUUUCAACAACUUUUUGAUUUAAUGAACAACUGGACUGUCAGCUUAGAAAAUCAAGAAAAACAAUUUCUUAAUCAAGCAAGUGAAAUAACUGUUUGGGAUAAUAUGUUAAAAAAUCAAUCCACUAAGUUGAUAAAACUGAACGAUAUUCUGGAGAAAAAAAAAAAAGAACAAGCCAAUAUUGAAAAUGAACUUGACUUCUUGAUAUCCCAACAAAAAGAACUUGAAGAUUCUUUAGUUUUACUAGAGCAAGAAUUACAAUCUACUGAAGUAUUAAGUAGCUUGAACAAUGAAAGGGAACCAAUUUAUAACGUUGCUCAAGAAAUUGAUAACCAAGUAAAACAAAUGUCAGGGGAUAUUAAAGAAAUAGUAAACGUUUUAAAUGAAGCCAACUCCGAAAAUGAUCAUGAUGAUGAUAAUAAUUUGAAUACUAUUUGUCGAAUAUUGAACUGUCAUAUGACAGCAUUACACUACAUAGAGCACAAUGCAAACAAUUUAAGUUCUAUGGUAUCUGAAGUGAAUGAAGAACAUUCUCGUUUCUUAACAGCUGCUAAUAAUGCUGAUAACUGUUUUGUGUCUUCUUUUAGGAAAAAAUAAUAUAAGAUUGAUAUUUACACAAUUUAAUACAAUAUUG